AUGGCUACAGACGAGAGCAACAAAGAAAAUUCAAAGCUGGGAAAAUCGCCAAAAUAUGUGUUAGUUCAGCGCUUUGCGAAACUCUUCUUUGGCUGCCUUGCGGCAGUCACCAGCGGGAUGAUGUACGCUGUGUACCUCUCAACGUACCAUGAACGGAAAUUCUGGUUUUCCAGCAGGCAGGAACUGGAACGAGAAAUUACAUUUCAGGGUGACAGCGCCAUUUAUUAUUCAUUCUAUAAAGAACUGCUAAAGGCUCCUUCCUUUGAAAGAGGUGUUUAUGAAUUGACACACAACAAUAGGACAGUAUCGCUGAAGACUAUAAAUGCAUUCCAGCAAAUGACUUUAUAUCCAGAGUUGAUUGCCAGUGUAUUGUACCAAGCAUCUGGUAGUGAAGAAGUUAUUGAGCCAGUGUAUUUCUACAUUGGUAUAGUUUUUGGACUGCAGGGAAUUUAUGUGACUGCAUUGUUUGUAACCAGUUGGGUUAUGAGUGGGACUUGGCUGGCAGGAAUGGUGACUGUAGCAUGGUUCAUUAUUAACAGGACAGAUACAACAAGAAUUGAUUACUCCAUACCAUCAAGGGAAAAUUGGGCCUUGCCGUAUUUUGCAUGUCAAGUAGCAGCUCUCACAGGCUAUUUAAAAAAAAACUUAAAUUGUUCUGCUGAGAAGUUUUGUUACCUUUUGGUGAGCGCUUCAACGUACACCUUCAUGAUGAUGUGGGAGUACAGUCACUAUCUCCUGUUUAUCCAGGCAGUUUCUCUCUUUCUGCUAGACAGCUUUGCCCUGGCACAGACAGAGAAGGUACAUGAAGUAUACAAGAUCUACUUGUUAUCUAUCUUUUCGGGGUACCUCUUGCAGUUUGAAAAUUCAGCCUUACUAGUGUCACCAUUACUAAGUCUUGUAGGAGCUUUAAUGCUGUCUAAAUGCCUUCAGAUGAAUAUGAGAAAAGGUACAUUUAUGUCAAGAUUGCUGAAAAUAAUGUACAUUUACUUGGUACUUACAGUAACAGUGACACUAAACUUCUUACUGAAGAUGUUCAUUCCUCAUAAAGAAAAUGAGCACUUGCUGAAGUUCCUUGAAGUUAAACUUGGCUUAAACACAACUAAGAAUUUUACAAUGAAUUGGCUCCUUUGUCAAGAAUCACUUCAGGCACCUUCCCAAGACUUUUUUUUGCGGCUAACUCAGUCAUCACUGUUGCCUUUCUAUAUUUUAGUAUUAAUUAUCUGCCUUUUUUCUGUAACUCAGGUCAUUUUUAGGAGAAUGUGUGGUGAACCACUGAAAGAGACAGUUAAACUUGAGGAUGGUCGAAUUGGAGAGAGACCAGAAAUAGUUUAUCAUGUAAUUCACACAAUUUUACUUGGUUCUCUAGCGAUGUGUUUGGAAGGAAUGAAGUAUCUGUGGACUCCGUACGUUUGCAUGCUUGCUGCAUUUGGUGUGUGCUCGCCAGAACUUUGGAUGACUCUUUUCAAGUGGCUUCGACUGAAGGCCGUGCACCCCAUUUUGCUGGCUCUCAUUCUAAGUAUGGCAGUUCCCACAAUAAUCGGAUUCAGCUUGUGGAAAGAGUUUUUCCCUAGGAUAAUGACAGAGCUUUCAGAACUACAAGAAUUCUACGAUCCAGAUACAGUAGAACUCAUGACAUGGAUAAAGAGACAGGCUCCCGUGGCUGCUGUGUUUGCAGGCAGUCCACAGUUAAUGGGUGUCAUCAAGCUUUGUACUGGAUGGAUGGUGUCAAGUCUGCCUACGUAUAAUGAUGAUGAUCUCCUAAAGAGAAAUGAAAAUAUUUAUCAGAUCUAUUCAAAGAGGUCUGCAGAAGAUAUUUAUAAGAUACUCACAUCUUACAAAGCAAAUUUUUUGAUUAUUGAAGAUUCAAUUUGCAAUGAAGUGGGACCUGUGAGAGGAUGUAGAGUUAAAGACCUAUUGGAUAUUGCUAAUGGCCAUGUGGUUUGUGAGGAAGGAGACAGUUAUGCCUACUCAAAACACGGACGAUUCUGUCAUGAAAUCAAAAUGAACUAUUCGCCAUAUGUGAAUUAUUUUACUCGGGUAUACUGGAACAGAUCCUACUUUGUAUAUAGGAUCAACACUGUGAUAUCCUUCCAGUCAUGAAAACAAGACAUGCAAGAUUCUUUCUCAAGAUAAUUGAGCAGAAUUCAGUUGGAAAAGUUCCUUUUGACCAAAGGAAAUAUUUUUCCAGAUACAUGUGGGCACAUGCAGUGUACUGACAGCUUCAAUUUACCAAACUGGAACCGUAU
Molecule: messenger RNA, 2246 nt
Organism: Tinamus guttatus (white-throated tinamou)
Lineage: Eukaryota; Metazoa; Chordata; Aves; Tinamiformes; Tinamidae
Source: RefSeq, a predicted model, not a curated record